GACACUCAAAGAAAGUAUUUUUUUUUAAAGGAAAAUCAAAAUAAUUACAAUAAGUAUUCUCUAUAUAUACUUUCAAAUAAUGUUCUGAUGAAGAUAGAAUCCAUUUGUGCUCAAUUUGAUAUAGAAUAGACAGGAGAAAAAAAAAUGGCCACACGCACUUCAUUUACGACUACUUGUAUAUAUAUCAUAGUUGUCCUACUUUUAAUUUAUUCUGUUCAAUGCAAAAAAAACUCUAUGAAAGGAAAGGACAGCUCAGAACCCGGUAAGAAAAGAGCCAAUACAAAGGCAGACUCCGCCAGCGGAGCAGCCACUAAAGCGGGGGCAAGUACAGGGGCUGCGACUGCGUCCGACUCUUCUUCAGAAUCACAGACAUUUACAAAUACGAAAGUCAAUACGAAAAUUUCCACCAAAUCCAACGCAAGAAGUGGCGCAAACGCUGCUGCUAAAGUCAAAACAUUUGCGCAUGCUAACACUGAAACAAAGGUUGACACUCAACAACAAAAACCUACGCCUCCUCCUGAAACUCCUGCUUUAACAACGCCCAAUGGUGACUCCAUUUUACCGCCUCCCGGUGGAAAAGACUGCAAUUGUGCCACAACACCAACGCCUGAUAUAAAACCAAACCGCAAUUCAACUAAAACGCCUAAACCGCCUAUUAUCAAUGUCUUCUGCCCCCCUUGUCCAUGCCCAUGCCCACCACCGUGCCCAUGUAUUUGUCCAUGUGCGCCCCCGCCACCUCCGCCACCCCCUCCACCGCCUUGCCCAAUUCCUUGUCCAGUUCCAUGUCCAUGUCAGCAGACACCGUGCUCAGCGCCACCAUGUCCUCAACUACCUCAAGACAUGAUAUGUCCUGUGGAUUGCACAGCACCUCCCUGUCCAUGUAUAUACAAAAGAUCUGACACAAACAUGACGAGAUCAAACAUACAUACGAGACGUGACGUCGAACAGAUAACAGAACGUACGGAAAGACAGCACAAUGGUGCAUCUAAACGAGUCCACGCAUCAGGAAAACAACCCAACUUAGCAUAUGCGAAACCUUUAGAAUUCAAUAAAGCCGCAGUGGCUGCUGACAAUGAGAAGUGUUCUCAGAUAGGCGUUGAAAUUUUAAAAAGUGGUGGCACCGCCGCCGACGCAAUUGUCUCCACGCAUUGUUGUGUCGAGGUGGUUAAUAGUCACUCAACCGGAUUAGGAGGUGGUGGAUUCAUGGUUUAUUACGAUAAAAAAUCAGGAACAUCAAAAGCGUAUGAUUUCAGAGAAACACUACCAGCGGCGUACACAGAUAGUCAAAACAAGACACAAGGUGACACAGUUUUAGUCCCUGGCGUAUUGAAAGGUCUGCAUCGCGUUUGGGAGGAUUUUGGAAAGCUAGAUUGGUCUGAACUAUGGAAACCAUGCAUUAAACUUGCCAAAGAAGGAUUUACUAUCCAUGAAGCGUUACACAACGCAAUCUCAGCCAAAGAAGAGUAUAUUAUGCAGAACGAGAAUUUAAAGGAGCUUUUUGCACCUUCUGGUACAUUGUUGAAACUUGGUGACACUUUGAAGCGACCAAAACUUGCAGCUACAAUGAAGAAAAUUAGCGAUUCCGGUGGCUCGGACGAAUUCUACAAGGGUGACAUUGCAAAACAGAUUAUUCAAGACAUCAAAGGUGCUGGAGGAUCUAUGACGUUGGAAGACUUAUCUAAAUAUGACGUCAUUGUGCGGGAUCCUCUAGAAACGAAAGUAAAAGGACUGACCAUGUUAUCCACGCCGCCACCAGGAAGCGGUGCGUUGAUAUCACUGGCGUUAAAAAUUAUGUCGCAUUUUAAUUGGAGACCAGAAGACCAAUACAAUAAGCGAGGAUUGCUAUUUCACAGAAUGGUGGAAGCUUUUAAAUUCGCAUAUGCACCAUUCACUUUUCUUGGUGAUCCGAGAAAAACAGCUAACACAUCAAGGGUUGUAACCUACAUGUUGAGUGAUGACGUAGCUGAACACAUGUUUAAACGUAUCGACAAUGUGUCGCACACUGUAGACUACUAUGAACCUUUCAGUAAGGUGAAGCAUGAAGAAAAAAGCGGGACCUCUCAUAUGUCGAUAAUUGACGAAGAUGGCAACGCCGUGGGGGCUACCACUUCUAUUAACGCCUACUUUGGUUCUAAAUUACGAUCCAGUGAACUUGGAUUUAUUUACAACAAUGAAUUGGCAGAUUUUAGCGAGUUUUGGCCGCAUGUGUACAAUUUGACAACAGAUAAAAAGAAACCUGGCAAAAGGCCAAUGUCGAAAUCUAGUCCGACUAUAUUUCUAGAUAAGAAAGAUGUAGUUGUGGGCGUAUUUGGCGCAGCAGGAGGAUUCUUUAUACCUACAUGUUUAAUUCAGAGUAUCGCUAAUUGGUUAUUUUUCCGUAACAAUAUCAAAGUAGCCAUUUCAAAGCCUCGUUUGCAUUGUCAGCUUUUCCCGCCAACAGUUGUAUACGAGCCCACGUUUCCUUCUGAAAUUAUUCCAGAGUUAGAAUCUUAUUCGCAUGCUUACGUCACCAACAGCACGUAUGAUGUUUCAGGGCAACUAAAUGCCAUUAUGGGUGUGGUCCAAGCCGUGGUCAGACUGCCGAACGGAAAACUUAACGCAGAAAGUGACUACCGAAAGGGUGGAAAACCCGCGGGAUACUAACGCAAACCCGCGAAACACCAGCACACAAAACUACGUUCAUGCACUUAGAUAACUAUAAUUCCAAACAAAACAAAGAUAAAAAAUACAAAAAUGACACAAAUUACUUUUUAACCUGUCGUUACUUCAACUCACUAUUUCUUACAAAAACAAAACGUUUUAAAUCUAUCCGUCAUGGAGUUAUUUUACCAUUCGUGAUGGAGUUUGUUCACCAGUGAUGUUUUGACGAAAAUUGCACGAGAGGUUUUAUAGAUUCAACAUUAAAAUAAUUAGGCUUUAAUUUUAAAUUAGUUGUAGUUUACUGGAGUUUAUCGAAACAAACUUAGCUGUUUAGUAGUAUAAAUUUAUUUGCUGGUUCUUCUUACAGGGGGACGAAAUGUCACGUGAGCAUGCGCAUGAAAUUUGACCAAUUUUUUUAAAAUAGUGAUAGUUAAACUGCUGAUAGUCGCCAUAUUUAUAUACUAUUUUUUCAUAAAGUAGCAGUUCUAGAUUUUAUAAAAGCAAAUGCCGCCAUGUUUGUUUUUGUUAAUUUUCUGAAUCCAUCGUAAGUCCGGUUAAACGGACAGACGGAAUUGCUAUCUUAUAAAAGAAUAUUUAUAUUUUAAAAUAAAUUUAGUAUUUUAUUAUUAUAUUGAUGGUUUUAUUUCUCUUUGAUUUUUUUUUAGUUUAUUUUACUCAUUAUUACUUGCUA
Messenger RNA from Hydractinia symbiolongicarpus, 3331 nucleotides. Its product is annotated as glutathione hydrolase 1 proenzyme-like. Lineage: Eukaryota; Metazoa; Cnidaria; Hydrozoa; Anthoathecata; Hydractiniidae. Gene Ontology annotation, biological process: glutathione catabolic process. The record is from RefSeq and is a predicted model, not a curated record. Gene Ontology annotation, molecular function: glutathione gamma-glutamate hydrolase. The transcript is spliced from 11 exons. Gene Ontology annotation, cellular component: plasma membrane. The coding region runs from base 145 to 2643 and encodes 832 amino acids.